GACACGCCACAGCAUAUGCAGAGUUGAAUGUUUCUUGGAAAGACUUUCGAUUUGCUUUUGAGCGAAACGUUUUCGAUGACAAAUACUGUGCAAUGUAUGAUGCAGCUUUAGGUGUGGUGCAAGGCACAGCUUCGACGAAGAAGCGUGGGAGAAAGGAAAUUUUCCUGAAAGAUCUGUCGGAGGAGCUUCAACAGUUGUUUAUUGGACCAGGCGGUUCAGAUGAACGCGAAUGGCAUGCUUGGAUUGAUAAGGGUGCAAUAGAAAUACUUGAUGAUGUCACUAGCAGGAAAAUUCGAUCAGACCAUCCGGAUCUUGUGAUUCCAACACGUUGGGUUCGUACAAACAAAGCAGAAGGGCUUGAAGGUCAGUCGUUUGUUGCCAAGUCACGCCUUGUGGCGCAGGGAUUCAAAGACAAGUCUUUGGGUUUUUACAGACGUGAUGCACCCACAGCGAGUGCGUUGGCAGAAUCCAUUUGUCUUGCAGUUUCGGCAUUUCUGAAUUUCACAAUGAUCAGCAAGGACGUCAAGAAUGCAUAUUUUUCUGGACGGUCGCUUGAUCGAGAGAUCUACCUCUCUCCGCCGAAGGGUGGACUUGGAAAUCUGAAGCCGACGCAGUUGCUUAAGGCAAAGAAAGCAAUCUAUGGAUUCAGUGAAGCGGCACGCAUGUUCUGGGUAGCCUUGAAGGGUUAUUUGGAGUCCGAUGGCUGGACUGAAAGUCGUUUAGAACCUGCAUUGUUUUUCUUGCGUGGUGACAACAAUCAAUUGCGUGGCAUUCUUGUGACACAUGUUGAUGAUGUUGAGGGUGGUGUUCACCCGGACAGCAUUGAAUCAGCGUGUCAACAUUCAAGCAAAGCAUUGGAGUUCGCUACAAACCAUUUUCGAGAGUUUGUUUUCCGAGGCCGCGAGAUCAAGCAACACAAGGAGAACCAUAUAGAUGUUUCGAUGAGAAACUACUCUCUAAGCACCAGGAGCAUUAAAGUUGAUGCCCACCGGAGGAAGCAGCCUGACAGUCCGCUGACGGAGGAGGAAUUUCAGGCGUUUCAAUCAGGUGCUGGAGAGCUUGGUUGGUUGACAAGGCAACUGCGUUGUGACCUGUGCUUUGAGAACGGGGUCAUUCAGCGUGCCAAGUCGACUGCGUGUGUUGAGGACUUGAUUCGUUUAAAACAAUAUCUUGCAAGCGCCAGAAGAGGUGCAGACUUCAGGAUGCGCUACUGGAGCGAUGUUGACUUGCGGAAUGGUGUUCUCAUACAUCUUGCAGAUUCCGGUCAUGCAAAUGGGACACCGGAGAAGGAUGGCAUUCUGCGGUAUCGGAGUGUUGGAGGAUAUUUCUUGCUUUUGUCCAACCCAGAGAUCCUUGAAGACAAACCAGCCAAAGCAGUGAUCCUUGCCUUCCAUAGCAGUCAAACAAAACGCGUGUGUCGUUCCACAUUGGCAGCAGAAGCUUCACACCUUGCGGAGGCAGUUGAGGCAGGAGAUUGGUGUUGUUGUUUGCUUGAGGAAGCACUUUCAGGUGAGUUGAAUUUGAAGGAUUGGCCAUCCAUUAUUCACAAGCGGUAGCGUGUUUAUGUGACUGAUGCCAAAUCCGUUUUCGAUUACCUUCAGAAGGAUGCAACAAGCACUUCAACGGAUAAACGAAUGGCCAUAGAGGGCGCUUUACUCAGAGAAACAGUUCGACAGCCGAACGCAAAGGUUCGUUGGAUUGACGGGAUGCAGAACAUUGCAAAUGUGUUGACCAAGGCCAAUACAGAUAAGACUGUUUUGCAAGAGUUUCUGAGGAGCGGCAUGAUGACAUUGGUGCAGACAGAAGAAAACAGACAGUUGAAGGAAAAGAAACGAUUGCAGCGGCAAGCUCGCAAGAUUGUUCUUGAUGCGCAAAAGCAACAAAAUCAACAAAAAAAAGUUACGAGUGUGAGAUUUCCCUUGGAUUUCGAUGACGCUUGAUGUUUGUUGCAUUAUGCAUUUUCACUUCAGCCGGUUCAAAGACAAAGAGCCAAGCAUUGUCAGGUGCCAAGUGUCUGAUCGGCCCGCUAUCGCCAGAGCUUCGGAAGACACGCGCAAAUCGGAGAAGAUAUACCAUGGAACAUUUCGACUUUGUUUGUGUUUCACUUGAGCUUUCGUCUCGGUCGCGAGAAA
Durusdinium trenchii is the source of this 2132-nucleotide messenger RNA. Lineage: Eukaryota; Dinophyceae; Suessiales; Symbiodiniaceae. The record is from the annotation of a GenBank genome assembly.